GCCUACAACGCCACUGUCUUUGCAUACGGCUCUACGGGUGCUGGCAAAACGUUCACGAUGAUCGGCACCCAGAAGGAUCCCGGGGUGAUGUUGAGAACGGUCAAGGAGCUGUUCGACGAGGCCUCAGAGGUCCACUCUGGCGAUUCCGGCAGGACGGUGUCGAUCAGAUGUUCGUUCAUUGAGGUCUACAACGAGAACCUCCUCGACUUGCUGGCGACGGACGGCAACGAGCCGCUCAUAGACCUGCGCGACGACCCGGAGAAGGGCACCAUCGUCGCGGGGAUCACGGAGACCGAGGCCGAGUCCGCCGACGAGGUGCUCGAGCUCCUGCACGCGGGCAACCGGCGCCGCACCACGGAGCCCACCGCGAUGAACGUCACCUCCUCCCGUUCGCAUGCCGUGCUGCAGGUGGUCGUACAGCAGCGCGGUCGAGAUGGGACGACAUUGACAGGGAAGCUGUCGAUGAUCGACCUGGCGGGGUCCGAGCGCGCGUCGCAGACGGAGAACCGCGGGGCCCGCCUGCUGGAGGGCGCCAACAUCAACCGCUCCCUGCUGGCCCUCGGCAACUGCAUCAGCGCCCUCCUUCCCUUCCCUGCAUCGGUUCGGCCUUCGUGCCCUACCGUGACUCGAAGCUCACCAGACUGCUGA
Prorocentrum cordatum is the source of this 648-nucleotide messenger RNA. The record is from the annotation of a GenBank genome assembly. NCBI's taxonomy places the organism in Eukaryota, Dinophyceae, Prorocentrales, Prorocentraceae.